AUGUGUGUGUGUGUGUGUAUGCAUGCUGAUGGUGGAUGAAUCUAGCGAUAAUCUUUUGAUGAUAUGAAUCGAUGUAUGUAGCAGUAUCUGAUCUUUCUUGGGCAACUUUACCAGUCAUGAGUGUGGCGAAUCCUGCCUUCCUAGCAGGGAUGGCCCAGAUAUAGAAGCCCUCCCUCUCCCUCUUCUACCAGUCCUGAGUGUUCUUGGUUGGGUUUUUUGUUGUCUUGGGUGUUGUGGGGUUGGGUGCCAACUACCGUAGGGGAUGUGGGUUGCCCCAGUUUCAUCAUUCUCAGGACAUAUCUAGUUGGAUCCUGAUGUGUUAUUUGGUUAAUUUUUUUUAUACGAUCUGCAUCAUUCAGCUCUAGAUUUCAUCGCAAUGGCUUUGUUUGCUGUAAUUGUGCUUUGAAGACAGAUUAACUGAAACUCAACGCAUAGUGAUUUAGAACAAGUCAACGCUGACUUGUACAGGUUUAUGCCUACAAUUCCGGUGAUUUAUUUGCUCCUUCGGAGGAGAGUUUCUUAUAUGCAUCCUGGUGGACCUCACCAAACGCUGGAUCUGUGAACCAUGAAAGCGAGCCAAUUUCUUGUGAAAGACGGCCAUAAUCACGAUUUCAAGUGGUAUUUAAGAUUGAAACGUGGAUCUCAUGUUGACUUUGCCGCAAUAGUUCCAUGAUUCUGAACAGACGUCACCCAUGCUGUUGCACUGUUCACCAUCGUAUUCCCUGGAAAGCAUAAAAAAACUUGCAGAUUUGUAUCACAUCUGGCAGAGAUUCCAAUUUCUUCCGGUUUUUUGUAUUUUUAAAAUAUUAAAUCAGAAAGGUACUUGCGCGGGGUAUGAUGGUCAACGACUCGGCAUCUUUUCUUUUAUUGAUUUCCAUUCCUUGAGAUCGGAUGAAUGGUUAACGGUGGUGGUGAUUUUCAUCAUAUUUUCUUGUUGCUUCCCCUGAGUAGCGCUGUUCCUGCUGUAGGCCAUCGCCCGAUCAGAAACCAAACGAACACUGCGACGAUGGCAUCAGUUUGCAAAAUGAAAAGUCAAACUCAACUAGAUAUGGUAAUUCUGCUUCCUCCCCCCCUUAGUUUCAGUUCAUCAGACUUCCACAAAUAGUAGUAUCAUGCUUGCAGCUUAAGAAAUUGUGAGCUCGAGCGGAAGAACGGUUUAUGGCUGGUACUGAGGAAUUUAAUAAUUUUUGACCAGGUUGCUUAUGAGCUCAAACGGGUUUCCUCGAAGAAACCCAGUGGGGCAUCGAUCAGAACGCUGAUAGACGAAGAAAUGUCGAAAGGCAUGCGCUCCGGGAGGCAUUCACCCGGUGUGAUUGCGAAACUGAUGGGUCUCGAUGCUCUACCAGCCCAGCAGCUCUGUUUCAUGCAGGAUCCAUCGGCUCGCUGCUGUGAAAGACCGUCAGAAGCGUUGGCCGAGAGGCGGUCGCGCCAUCAGCAGGAGGAGGAAGAGUUUAAGGACGUUUAUGAAGUUCUAGAGGCAGAUGUGGCCGAGGGGACCAGUAGCAGACCCAUCCGUAAGGGAUCAUCAAAACCGAGGCGGAGAGAUGAGGAGAUGAAUUGCACGAGGCAGAAGUCAACGGAAGGAAACAGGCUGCAAAGCUCCAGGCAAUUUUCUGAGACUCUGGACGCCCUUCAAUCCAACAAGGAUCUCUUCUUGAAGCUCCUUCAGGAGCCCAGUUCUUUAUUCGUCAGGCACCUGGAAGAGUAUCAGUCAACCUCGGCCUCCUCUGAAGCAAGCCAGAUCGUCGUUCUCAAGUCGUCUAACCUCAGAGAACACGAUAAUGGCGGCGGCCAUUGGGAGUCUGAUGGAAAAAUGGACCGAAGCAUUCGCAUCAGAGAGCGUGCUCUCAGUAAAUACGAGGACGAUCUCGUCAGUCACUGCAUAAAGGAGCACAGCCUUUCUGUUUCGAGGAAAAAAUGCAGUCUUGGAGCUGAGAGGCGCCCCACCCGGAUCGUCGUUCUGAAGCCGAGCCUGGACGACGUUCUGGAGGCUACAGGGCAAAAGUCAGCGGCUGGUCACUCUGGUUAUGCCAGACGCAGGGAGUCGAGGAGAUUUGGGGACUGGGAGAUGCUGUCUGAAAUGAAAGAACGGAAGAAGCUCUCCGGCGAGAUGCUGGCGACAAAUAGAACCAGAGGCUCGAGGGGAAUCGCCAGAGAAAUCACGGACCAUAUGGAAUCAUUUGGCUCGGGACAUGGUAGAUCUCUCCCUGGGCGGCGUGAGAACUCCUGUGGGUCAUCCAGGAGAUCUCACCGCCUAGAUAAGACCUGCGACUCGUCAACAUUCAAGUCUUCAGUCAGCAAGGAGGCCCGGAAACGCCUGUCGGAGAGGUGGAAGACGACCCACGAGUUGCAGGAUGCUGGAGCUCCUGGUAGAUGCUCGAGCACCCUGGGUGAGAUGCUUGCCCUGUCCGAGAGAGAGGUUCCGGAGAUGCCUCUCAGAUCGCUCUCCUGCCUGGAAUACUCCUGCGACAUGGUAUCAAGGGAGGAGAUCCUCGCCAGAUGGGGCAGCCCAUUGGGUAUCACCAGUGGGAGGUCCCGCAGAGAUGAAUUCUCCUGCAGAUCGCCAUCCAAAUUCAUCCCCGAGUCAGCUUUGACGCAUGGGAGGUCGAGUUCAUAUGAUUUCACCAGUCACAGUGGCAGCAGCGCUUUGGUCAACGACGACACCAGUCUUGACUCCCUGAAAUCCUCGGAGGGAAGCUUGUUCAGCCAGAGACUGAGCCCGCCUUGCAGAGCUGAAAAGAAGCGGCUCCUGAGGGAAAGCUACGGAGAUCGCCAUGAUUUCCAGAGCACCCCUGAUUUAGUUGACUUGCCUGAGGAGAAAACCAUGGUCGCUGACCCUGAUGCCAGCGCCGGAUGCGAUGCAAGUUACCCAGUUGACUUUGUGCCGGCUGUGUGCACCGAGCUCAAAGAGCUCCCUUGUGUGACCGACGAUCUCAUGCCAGCACAUCCGUUUGACUCUACUCCGCCGAGAACUGAAGGUCGCCUGAAAUCAUACGUCACAGAGGUUUGACUUUAUCGCCUCUCACGUUCUAUGAUAGAUUUAGACUAAUCUGAUGCUGCUCUUUUUAUUGCUCUCCUAAUCGGAUAAUUGCUUAUCUCAGGAAGUAGCAUCAUCUGAUGAGUGCCGAACGGAGGGCCUUCCGCCUCUGCCCAUCGCCAAGGGACAAGAAUUCUCUUCAGCUCUUGAAGUAACCGAGCAUCCCAGCCCCGUCUCUGUACUUGAGCCGCCUGAUGAGAGCGAAUCCAGCUUGGAUCGCUUAGAAAGGGUCAAAGGGGAUCUUCAAGGUCAGCUCCUGAAACCGUCGCCAAUUAUCCCAAAGAGAUGGGGCUUCUGCUUCCAUUUCUCACACUCCUCUCUCUCUCUCUCUCUCUCUCUCUCUCUCUCUCCCUCUCUCUCUCUACAGAAUUCCGGCCACAGCAUCAACUUCCGACGUCAGUGUCUGAAGAUGCUGAAGCCGAAGGGAUCCGACUGACGUUCGAGAAUGAAGACAACAUGGAGUUUUGCUACCUGCUCGACAUUCUUAUAGACUCUGGUUUAUACAAGGCCGACGGGGACAUGCUCUUCUGCGCGUGCUUCUCGCCGGAAUCCCCCGUUGACCCGGACGUGUUCGAGAAUCUGGAGAGCAUCUACAACCAGGUGGCAUGGCCAGGAAUGGACCGGAAGCUGAUCUUUGACCUCAUAAACUCCAUACUUGCAGAGAUCCUGGCCUUCACCUGGGUCGGAGCUGGAAGACUCCGCCCCUCAGGCUGCCGCAAGCUCCUGAUCGAAGAGGUCUGGGAGUCGUUGCUCAAGUCAACGGUCUACGAUGCCUGUGCUUCUCAAGGGAAGGACGUUGAGGAGUUGACCUGGCGGGGCUGUGGAGCUGACUUUGAUGGGGUGGGGAGGGAGAUUGAGAGGAUGCUGAAUGACGAUCUCCUGGAAGAACUGGCCACCGAGGUCAGCUCCAUUUAG
Messenger RNA from Spirodela intermedia, 3952 nucleotides. Lineage: Eukaryota; Viridiplantae; Streptophyta; Magnoliopsida; Alismatales; Araceae. The record is from the annotation of a GenBank genome assembly.